Suncus etruscus (white-toothed pygmy shrew) is the source of this 737-nucleotide messenger RNA. RefSeq names its product rab-like protein 2A. Lineage: Eukaryota; Metazoa; Chordata; Mammalia; Eulipotyphla; Soricidae. The coding region runs from base 6 to 422 and encodes 138 amino acids. The record is from RefSeq and is a predicted model, not a curated record. Gene Ontology annotation, cellular component: Golgi apparatus; endosome. Gene Ontology annotation, molecular function: GTP binding; GTPase activity. The transcript is spliced from 2 exons.
GCAUCAUGGUAUUUGAUGUCCAAAGGAAAGUCACGUACAAGAACCUGAGCACCUGGUAUGCGGAGCUUCGGAAGUCCAGGCCAGAGAUCCCGUGCAUCGUGGUGGCCAAUAAAAUCGAUGCAGACAUAAAGAUGACCCAAAAAAGCUUCAAUUUUGUUCGGAAGUUCUCCCUGCCCCUGUACUUUGUCUCAGCUGCUGAUGGCACCAAUGUCGUGAAGCUCUUUAAUAAUGCCAUCCGGUUAGCUGUGUCUUAUAAGCAGAACUCACAGGACUUCAUGGACGAGGUCCUGCAAGAGCUAGAGAAUUUUGACUUGGAGCAGGAGGAGGAAGAUGGACCCCAGCAGGAGCAGCCAGGUCCCACGAGAGCUCAUAUUCUUCCUGAGUCAGAACAUGUGGCCCCUCCAGAAGACCUACAGCCCUGAGUCAAAAUGUUCCAGACCCACCAUCCCAGCCACGCCAACUGAGUCCUGCAGACCACCAUCCAGUCACCCUGACUGCAUUCUGCAGACCUAACAUCCCAUUACACCACACACCUGAGCCUGCAUGAUGGCCGUGCUCUUGGGAACAGGAUGGCCAGCACCUGCAACCCCUCUAUUUUUGGAUUUACUGGGUUCCAUGUUAUUCAGAAUCUGUUACUCUUCGGUCAGAAACACCUUUAAAUGAAAGCAUCCUUUGGAUUGGUGACUACACCAGGGUGUAGUAUGGCACUUGCUAAUAAAGAUUCUGGGUCUCAGGGA